This is a messenger RNA of Penicillium angulare, 1107 nucleotides long. Its product is annotated as acyl-CoA thioesterase. Gene Ontology annotation, biological process: acyl-CoA metabolic process; fatty acid catabolic process. Gene Ontology annotation, molecular function: fatty acyl-CoA hydrolase activity. NCBI's taxonomy places the organism in Eukaryota, Fungi, Ascomycota, Eurotiomycetes, Eurotiales, Aspergillaceae. The record is from RefSeq and is a predicted model, not a curated record. Gene Ontology annotation, cellular component: peroxisomal matrix. The transcript has 2 exons. Bases 1 to 1107 code for a protein of 368 amino acids.
AUGUCGCCUCAGAAUGCAACAGGUGGAGGUUCUUUUAACCAUACUUCCCCACUUUCCUUCGUGGGGUUGAUGGCUCUUGAGCGGCUCGACGAUACGAAGAUCAACGAAAGCAGCAGUGACCCUGAAAAGAUUGAGUUAUUCAGGUCUCUAGCUGCCCCAUAUCCGCCGGCAGAAGGUAACCGGGCAUUCGGAGGGCACGUCUAUGCACAAUCCGCGUAUGCAGCGUCAAAGACGGUCCAAAAAGGGUUUAUCAUUUAUGAUAUGACCGGCUCAUUUAUUCUGGCUGGCAGGCUUGAUAUUCCAUACAAAUAUACCGUUCGCCAUGUCCGGGAUGGAUACAUGUACUGCACAAGAGCAGUCGAUGCUCGACAAGACGGGAAGAUUUGCUUUUCUUGCCUCUGUUCAUUCAAGCGUUAUGAAAGCUCAGAUGCCUUUAGGCAUCAGCCACCAGCGGCUCAAGGGACUUACCCGGAUCUUUUAAAUGCCAGGCGGCCCGAAGACCAGGAUGUUAGCCCUAGUGUUGAUGCAGACUUCUGGAUUGAACUCAUCCGUCAGGGUGGUGCCACCGAGAGAGAGUUUCCAGGAAUUGAUAUGCGCAAGACUGACAUGCAAACAUUCAAUCAAAGCAAGGAAGUUAAAGCAAGCCCCGAAAAGUUCCGCCAAUUAUCGCAAUAUCGCCUCAAGGGAUCUCCAGAUGAGGAUCCGCACGCAUCACUAGCACAAAUAAGAGAGAGAGAACUCUCUGGGGAAUAUGAUAAUCUCUAUGCUUGUGCACAUAUGUACUCGAGUGACAGGAACUCUCUUUUGUUGAUACCGCGCUCUCUGGGAAUUAAGCAAUGGUCUGAUAUGGGCAGCCUUACUUUGAUGGUGGUGAUUCAUCGCCAUCGAGAUGCAUUGCGAAUGAUUGACUGGAAUUCGACGUCCAAUAACGGAAAUUCUGAGUUACAGAUGAAGUGGUUUGUUCAAGAAGGUUGGACGCCCCAGUCCGCAGAAAACAGAGCAGUGCAUGAGAGCCAUCUGUGGAGUCCGGAUGGCACAUUAGUUGCAACCACAAUGCAAGAUAGUAUGCUCCGAGUACAGAGGCUCCAGCGCAAGGACAAAUUAUGA